This is a messenger RNA of Oryza sativa Japonica Group (Japanese rice), 1577 nucleotides long. Lineage: Eukaryota; Viridiplantae; Streptophyta; Magnoliopsida; Poales; Poaceae. The record is from RefSeq and is a predicted model, not a curated record.
GCUCGCAUUGCCAUCCACCAAAGCCAAGAGCAGCUCAAGCCCACCGGAGGAGAGAGAGAAAAGAGGAAAUCAUGGAGGCGAUUUGCUGUGGAGAUUCGGGUGUGUGAUCUGGUCGGAUCUUGCUUUCCUGGGAGGAGGAAGAAGAAGAGGUGGAGGUGGCCGCGGUGUGAUGCGGUGGGUAGUUUGCUUAUAUCCUCGAGAUGCCGCAUUAGCCAAGCCAGCCACACCCAUCAUCAUCAGCUUCCUCUCCCUAGCUCCAUUGCCGCGGCAGCAAGAAAGAAAUCACCAGGAGAAGACUUCUUGGUGGUUUGAUAUGCUUUGAUUGAGCCCCUGGAGAAGAGAGGAACAGAGGCUUUUUUCUCUGCGGGUUCUUCAAUUAUUCAGGGUUUCUUCUGGUUCUUGUCUCGCCAUGACGGUGGUUGAUGCGGAGUCGCGGUUCCAUGUCCUCGCGGUGGAUGAUAGCCUGAUCGACAGGAAGCUCAUCGAGAUGCUGCUCAAGAACUCGUCCUACCAAGUGACCACUGUGGAUUCUGGGAGCAAGGCCUUGGAGCUGCUUGGAUUGAGGGAUGAGGGUGAUGACUCCUCCUCUUCACCUUCUUCCUCCUCACCUGACCAUCAGGAGAUUGAUGUCAACCUGAUAAUCACUGACUACUGCAUGCCUGGCAUGACAGGGUAUGAUCUGCUCAAGAGGGUGAAGGGAUCAUCUUCAUUGAAGGACAUACCAGUUGUGAUCAUGUCUUCUGAGAAUGUGCCUGCAAGGAUCAACAGGUGCUUGGAAGAUGGUGCAGAGGAGUUCUUCCUGAAACCUGUCAAGCUCGCUGACAUGAAGAAGCUCAAGUCUCACCUGCUCAAAAGGAAACAGCAGCUGCCCAUGGCUGCUGCUGCACCAGAUAAGCCGCCACACAAACCAGAUGAAGCUGCAGCCUCAGCAGCUGCAAUUGCUGAAGCUGCAACAGCUCAAACCGAUGGAAUCAUCAGUGAUUGCAGCUGCAGCGGCAGCAGCAAGAGGAAGGCGGCUGCAAUGGAGCAGGAGGUCAUCUCCUCACCUGAUCAGAGGACGAAGCCAAGAUUGUCCUCCACUAGCAGCGGCCUUGCAGUGGAGACCUGAUGAAACUGAAUUAAUUAGAAUCCCCCCAACUAAGAAAUGAUUUUGGCCUCUUUUUCUGUUUUGAUUUUUUUUAUGGAGCUGCUCAUGGAAGUAUGGAACCAUUAGCUCCUGGGGGUUUUAAUUAAUUUACUUAAUUAGUAGUUUGAGGUGAAAGGAAAGUCCACGUACUUUUACACUAGCUCUUGCUUCGAUCCACAAAUUUUGUUGUGCCAAAGGAACACCAUGGCACCAAGUGGUGUUCGUUAGAAAAGGAGUUGUGGGAAUGAAAUGGAAGGGGAAGUUGUAGAUAAAGGCAGCACCUUGGAUGCUUUUAGGCUAAUUUUAAGGCUUAUUAUUCAAGCUGACUAGUGUUUUGUUUGAACUUGGAGAGGAAAAAGCUAAGUGCUACUGCUACUAUGAAUUGUCUAGCAGAUUGAUGGACCAACCAACUGGUCUUUUGCAAAUUGUCCAUGUAUUCAUUUUUUCUGAA